AUGGGUCAGGUUGAUGUGCAUAAGAUUCUAGAAGCUUGUGACUCAGCUUUAUUGUUAGGAUUUGAUGAGCUGUCAUAUCUAGGGAUAGAUUUUGUUAUAACCAAUUGCUCUAUAUAUGCUCUUGAUGCGAUUCGCAAACGCAUAGACGAAUCGCCGACUCCGUCCCGUUCCACCAAUGAUUCUGCUUCGCGUCUUCGUUUGAAACUUGAUGUUCCUCGUUUCGACGGCACUGAUACCCAUGGGUGGAUUUUCAAGAUCUCCCAAUUCUUCACUUACCACCAGACUCCUGAAGAAGACCGUAUCACCAUCGCCUCUUUCUAUCUUGAAGGUGUUGCGUUGGCUUGGUAUCAAUGGAUGUACCGCAAUCGUCAAAUCGCUUCACGGUCUCAAUUUUUGGAAAAAUUAGAAACUCGAUUUGCUCCCACAGCCUUUGACGAUCCUCACGGUAACUUGUUCAAACUCACUCAGUCUUCUUCAGUCACCUCUUACCUCACAGAGUUUGAAGCACUUGCGAAUCAUCUGGAAGGUUUAUCUAAGGUGGACCUUUUGAGUUGUUUCAUUUCCGGUCUGAAGACGGAGGUUCGUCGGGAAGUUUUGGCACAACAACCACGAUCGAUUUCUCAGGCAGUUGGUCUUGCUAGGCUACAUGAAGAUAAACUACAAGACAUUGCUCGUUCAGCACGUUCCCGACCUUUCUCUUCAUGGCAACCGAAUUCCGGUCCGCGACCUCCUCCGAAACCCAACUCGGAUCCUUCUAUAACGGCACCGUCACAAGGUCUUCUCCCAACUCCUCCGGUGAAACCACGUUUUCGCCACCUCUCGGGUCCUGAAAUGGAUGAACGCCGUGAAAAGGGUUUAUGUUUCAAUUGUGACCAAAGGUGGUCCAAACAACACAAAUGUGGUGCUCGUGUUUUCCUCAUGGUGGCUAACGAGGAUGAUUUUUCCUCUCUUCCUGCGGAUUUGGAAACAGUAGCGACGGCUUUGGUAGAAGAAGUUGUUCCGUCGGAGGAUGUCACCGUGACUGCAGCUCAGUUAAGCCUUCAUGCCCUUUCAGGUGAGCUAGCAGCUGAUACAUUUCGCCUUUCGGGUCACAUUGCCACAGCUUCGGUUCGGAUCUUGGUGGAUGGGGGUAGUACCCACAAUUUUAUUAAUGAUAACAUUGCUUCUAGACUGGGCCUCAUACUUGCCCCAAUCGACCCAUUUAGUGUUUUGGUUGGUAGUGGACAAGAGCUAUUGUGCUCUCACAUUUUCCAUGGGGUAUCCCUUUCUUUGCAAGGUCAAAUAUUUUCCUUGGACUUAUUUGUGUUGGGCCUGCGUGGUGCCGACGUUGUCCUUGGAGCCCAAUGGAUAAAAGGGUUAGGUCUAGUCCUUAUGAAUUAUAAUCCCCUCACUAUGACUUUCUUCUACAACAACACUUGUGUGGAACUUAGGGGAGACUCACCCACCCCUUCAGUAGGCCUACGCCAAUUUCAGAGACUCACUCGUAUGGACCCUGAGGCCCAAUUAUUUUCCCUUCACAUCAUCGGCCCAACUGAUCCAUUUCAUCAACUCACACCGCACCCUUCAUCUUCCCUAACCGAUGAUUCAAACCCAACUCUCUCCAACUUACUCACAAAAUUUUCCCACCUUUUCCAGGAACCCACCACCCUUCCACCGCCGUGCUCUACCGAUCAUCACAUCCCUCUCCUAUCCCACUCUUCACUUGUCAAUGUCCGACCCUAUCGUUAUCCCCAUUCUCAAAAGCUCGAAAUUGAAUCACAAGUGACUAAGCUCCUCAAAUCUGGGUGGAUUCAACCUAGCACAAGUCCUUUCUCCUCUCCUGUUCUCCUUCUUAAGAAAAAGGAUGGGUCAUGGCGCAUGUGUGUUGAUUAUCGUGCUGUGAAUGCCAUCACAGUCCCUGAUAGAUUUCCCCUUCCCACCAUUGAUUAA
Molecule: messenger RNA, 1929 nt
Organism: Vicia villosa (hairy vetch)
Lineage: Eukaryota; Viridiplantae; Streptophyta; Magnoliopsida; Fabales; Fabaceae
Exons: 3
Coding region: 1-1929 (642 amino acids)
Source: RefSeq, a predicted model, not a curated record